This is a messenger RNA of Aureobasidium pullulans EXF-150, 1617 nucleotides long. RefSeq names its product cytochrome P450. Gene Ontology annotation, molecular function: monooxygenase activity; oxidoreductase activity, acting on paired donors, with incorporation or reduction of molecular oxygen; heme binding. The transcript has 2 exons. NCBI's taxonomy places the organism in Eukaryota, Fungi, Ascomycota, Dothideomycetes, Dothideales, Saccotheciaceae. Bases 1 to 1617 code for a protein of 538 amino acids. The record is from RefSeq and is a predicted model, not a curated record.
AUGUUGGCUCUCAUCGCCUUUGGAGCAGCCAUUCUCGUUGCUGUGUACCGCUACGUCAUUCUUCCUGUGUUCGUCUCCCCAUUGUCGAAGAUACCAGCAGCUUGCCCGACCUCAUCAUUGAGCCCUGCUUGGAUAUUGUGGACGAGAUGGCGCGGCAGAGAGAAUGCCACUGUUCUUGCUGCCCAUGAGCGACUCGGUCCUCUGGUUCGACUAGGUCCCAACGAGAUAAGCGUAAACUGCGUGAAUGGAGGUAUCCGCACGGUGUACACUGGGGGCUUCGAAAAAGGCGAGUGGUACUCGAACGCCUUCUCUGCGUACGGUGGAGUACACAACAUGUUCUCCAUGGAGAAACGAGACGUACACUCAGCGCGCAAACGCAUGAUCAGCAACGUCUACGCCAAAUCCUCCCUGCAAGCUUCGCCAGCGCUUCGCGAAAUCAGCGAGACUGUCUUGUGUCGCCGAAUGCUUCCUCGAAUCGCCACUGCUCCUGGGGGUAUACUGGAAGCUUACGAGCUCUUUUCCGCUGUGACUUUGGACGUCGUGACUGCGUACAUCUUUGGCCUCGAGCAAGGAUCCAACUUUACGGACCACGCAGAGGUCGGUGCAAAGUGGCUCCACGACUACAAGAGUCGUCAGCCGUACCUGUUCUGGAUUCAGGAGAUGCCAAAUGUGUUCCAACUCUUCUCGAAGCUCGGUCUCGGUCAGUGGUUGAUCCCGGAAUGGGUGGGCGAAAAGAGCGCGGAUAUUGAGGAACAAUGCUUGGAGUGGUGCGAUGCUGCGGAGGCUGCUGUGGUGUCAGGGAAGGCUGCUGAAUCUGCUAGACAUCAUCCAACUGUUUAUGGUCAACUGCGAAGCAUGGUUAAGAAGCAGGAAAAGCUGGACAAGAUGGACACGGAGAAGCAGAACGAUCGCCUUACCCAAAAACAGAGGCUAGACAUAGCUUCUGAGAUGCUGGACCACCUGGCUGCUGGAUUCGACACAUCAGGGAUCACGCUGACUUACCUUGCAUGGGAGCUCAGUAGACCACACAACGCUGCGAUACAAUCAGCGUUGCGAGAAGAGCUCCUCACACUGAAUCCGCCGUUCUCGAUGACAGAAGUAGAACCUUCUACGCCCCUGCCAUCCGCAAAGGAUAUCGACGACCUUCCACUACUUCACGCAGUGGUAAUGGAGACUCUGCGCCUCCACGCGGCAAUCCCAGGAGGGCAACCUCGAAUCACUCCAGCGAACACCACAUUGGGACCACCUGGUGCCGAAGUCCACGGCAUUCCGGCCGGUGUACGAGUUGUCUCAGCAGCCCACUCGCUCCAUCGAAACUCCGAAGUUUUUCCCGAGCCAGGCCUCUGGCGCCCAAAGCGUUGGCUUGAUAAUGAAGGUGGUGUGGAUUGUGGUGGCGAGAAAGCUCGAUGGUUUUGGGCGUUCGGUUCUGGCGGAAGAAUGUGUGUCGGAAGCAACCUCGCGGUGCUGGAGAUAAAGAGUACUGUGGCGGCGAUAUGGUCUAACUUUGAGACGACUAUUGAAGAUGACGCUGGCAUGGAGCAUGUGGAUGGUUAUCUGGCCGAGCCGAGAGGCUCUCCACAAGGCAGUUUUCUCCGUUUGCGUUGCGAAAAGAUCUGA